AAAAUUUGGCAAAGGACUCGGACAAAGCGGGCUCAUUUUCAACCAAUAACGGGUCGGAUCCGGAUCUAGUAUCUCCAGACAGUAAUGGCAUCCGUUAGCUGUCGGCCCAAGAACCUUUAUUUGUGCCACCAAAGAGGCGCAUUAAUGGCGGAAAUCUCAUUCUCUUGAUCCGAAGCAUCAAAUUCAGCGCUUUCACAAUCUAUGCGAGUAUUCUAAUAUCUGAGGCAUUUGAGCUCCCUUUUGAUUGAAUGCUGAGAAGCGUUGUGCAAAGAUCGAAUUUUUGAAGGAAACAUGAAGAUGUCUUCGAGUAAAGGCCGUCCUGGUGUUAUAACAGUUGCAGUGGGAGGGUUAGCAAUAUUUCUUGUUAUGGCAUCUUUCCUUCUGAGUUUAAACUUUUUCAAUUUGUCCUUUCGAGGAAACUUCACUGCGUCAGAUGGGAAUGAGGAUGUUGUUGUGGAGGAGACCUUAUCUUCCUCCGAGGAGGAGAGGGUUUCAUCUUCCAAUGCCCAAGAAGAAGAUGAUAUUACUGAAGAUUCUGUGAAAUCAUCUACUGAUAGGAAACAAUUCGCGACAAAUGAUAGCUUGGUUUCCUCAAAUGGUACGCCGGUGUUGAAGAUUGAUAGUCCAUCUUCUGGUUUAGAAAAUGAUCCAGUAGCAACUUCUUCAAAUGCGAGAAUGAAAUCUCAUGAGGUGCAAGGGGAUUCGACGUCUGAUUUGGACUUGUCUUCUGAUGACAAAAUAGAAAUUAGGAGUGAUUCUUUAGUACCUCAGAAAAUUAAUGAACUAGUGGAAAUCAAUAAGGAUUUGUUCUCUGGCUUCAAGAAUGAUUCUAAGAAGGAACGCCCGGAAAUACAUAGGAAUAAACCUUCUGGUUUCAAAAUUGAUGCAAUAGCAACUUCUUCAAACGCGAGAAUGAAAUCUCAUGAGAUGCAAAGGGAUUCGACAUCUGAUAUGGAGUUGUCUUCUGAUGACAACAUGGAAAUCAGGAGUGAUGCUUCAGUUUUUAAUGAACUUGUGGAAAUCGAUAAGGAUUUGUCCUCUGGCUUCAAGGAUGACACUAAGAAGGAAAGCUCGGACAUUCAUAAGGGGGAGGCUAUUACUUCUCCCCCGAAAUUAAAAAUUAAAAAAAGGAAGGCUGGCCAGGGGAUAGACAGUUUUGGCAUUUGUUUUGGGUAGUGGGGAGAAGAGAGAGGAGGAGUUCAUGGUUUUCUAUAUUUUUGGGGAGUAUUGUUUGGCUCGGGAACAAUGUCACUAUCUGCUUCGGUACCAUCAUAUGUUGAGAAAGCUUCAUUGUAGAGAGAGAUAAUUAGAUUAUGUUUAUGGAAAAGCAUGUUAUGGGGCUGUAGGGUACCUUGAAAUUAAAGGCAAGUUUUACAAAACAUAUAUAA
This is a messenger RNA of Asparagus officinalis (garden asparagus), 1388 nucleotides long. RefSeq lists its product as uncharacterized. Lineage: Eukaryota; Viridiplantae; Streptophyta; Magnoliopsida; Asparagales; Asparagaceae. The record is from RefSeq and is a predicted model, not a curated record. The transcript is spliced from 4 exons. Bases 292 to 1176 code for a protein of 294 amino acids.